AUGGCCGCCCCUAAACCAUGGGAAACUUCAGUACCAAUGUCAAGUCAACCAAUGCCGACUUCAUUUGACACAAUGAAUAAUGGCUUGAUGCCAACAAUUGAAAAUCCACGAACCCAGGGUGUUGCACCUCCUCCUCCUCCCCGAACAGUUCAACAGCAAUAUGGUCUUUAUCCUCCAUCGAAUUAUUUAAAUCCAUAUUCAUUGAAUCCAUAUCAAGCAGGAAAUUAUUAUAAUAAUUAUCGCUUCACACCUUAUGGUGCGCAAUCAAAUAUUCCCGUUAGUAAUUUUGCUCAAUUAGCUAUUGAUGAAUCUCGUUCAGCAUUUUCAUCAAUUGAAUCCAUAAUACAUACAUUUCGCUCAAUAUCACUAAUGCUCGAAUCCACAUUUACAAGUGUUUAUUCAUCAUUUCGUGCUGUAACUGAUGUAUUAGAUCAUUUUACACGUAUACGACAUGAAAUAACAGCAAUUUAUCCACUUGUUUUAAUAUGGAAAUUUUUAAAAUAUCUUUAUCAUCGUUUAUUACGUUUACUUCAUUUACGACAAACAACACAGGGAAAUACAGAAGAAACAUGGUCAGCUAUUUAUAACAGUUUACAAAGAAGUACAACUAAUGCAAAUGAACCACCAGUAGGAGCAUCAUCAUCAAGCUUGCUUGUUGCACUAUUUUUUAUUGUUUCAUUGGGUACACCAAUAUUAAUGUUAAAAUUUAUUAAUUCUAUUAUUAAGAAAAAACAAUCUGUUAAUAAUAGUUGGUUAGAACAACAAAAUAAUCAAGCACAAGUUGUGGCAUUAUAUGAUUAUGUAGCAAGAAAUUCUGAUGAAUUGUCUUUUACACGAGGAACAACUAUUUAUUUAGCACCCAUUGGUUUGCAAUCGACAAGUUCUCACUGGUUUGUUGGUACGAUUGAUCGUAUUCAUACAGGUUUAAUACCAGCUAAUUAUGUUCAACCAGUUCGACAACCAACAAAUUCAAGUAUAACUCUUCGUCCGCAGACACCUUUUAAUGCCACAUCAGCUGCUCCUGCCUCUUCUCCACCAACAUCUUCGUCUACUGUUACCAAUAUUCCACAGUCAACCUUUAAUGCAGAAGAAAAACCGACAUUAUCAUGA
This is a messenger RNA of Rotaria sp. Silwood2, 1110 nucleotides long. Lineage: Eukaryota; Metazoa; Rotifera; Eurotatoria; Philodinida; Philodinidae. The record is from the annotation of a GenBank genome assembly.